Suillus bovinus is the source of this 1356-nucleotide messenger RNA. RefSeq lists its product as uncharacterized. The record is from RefSeq and is a predicted model, not a curated record. The transcript has 5 exons. NCBI's taxonomy places the organism in Eukaryota, Fungi, Basidiomycota, Agaricomycetes, Boletales, Suillaceae. Bases 1 to 1356 code for a protein of 451 amino acids.
AUGAAGGCCGUAGGUUGGAUGCCCCGUACUGUGCGCAGUGCGUUUUCUUGGACGUUCGGAUCGGAAAACCUCAUCCGCGUCUUCACCCUUCGCAAAGUCCUGGUCUCCGUCUCACUCGUCCCGGUGUUCCUGUUCCUUGCAAUUAUUUGUCAGGGCAUACCACCAAACUAUGAAGAUAUCAGGUCAUUCGAACACCACCUCCCUCAACACUCCUUGUCAAGACAUCAGCCGCAGUACCUACGAUAUCCAGGUCAUCUGUGGGGCUUCGGGUUCAAUAACGUUCUUCAGGAAGCCAUUUUGAUGUCUUACCUCGCCUACGUUUCCAACGUAUCAUUUGUCUUUGAGGACUAUACAUGGUCGCACUUACCAUUGCCAUGGACAGUUUACGACUUCGCUCUGCGUCCCGCACGCAUACCAUUAAACGCUCUCAUAUCUGGGCCGACCGCAGGAGGGCCAAUGCCUAGCGCACCAAAUGCACCCCGUGCAGUGAACGCUGAGUUCUACACACAAGUCUGUGGAGGUCCUGAAAGCCGAAAACACGUUAUCAGCUCUCUAACCGCGCCAAACGAUGCAGACGGCGAUGUCAUGAUUGAUUGGUGGGUAGAUCAGCUCGCAUCCGUGCAAGAGCCGUGCAUAGAAAUAGAUUCGUCUGCCCACGAUGUCUUUGACAGACACUUCUUCGGAAAUCCACGGAUUCUUUCCCUCUGGGAAUCCUUGACUAAAUCACCUAUAUUGACUGACUUCGCUUGGUCGCCGCUUGUGCAAGCGGCGGUUUCGCGUAACUUUGCGCUGCUGCAACCAGAGUCUGCUAAAGACCUCUACGAUGCACAUUCCCGUAAAUCACUUGCUGGGCUGGUCGCGCUGCACCUCCGCAGGGGCGAUUACAAGCGGCAUUGUCCGAACCUCGCAAAGUGGGGCGCAGACUAUAUGGGUAUAAAUCAGCACCCAUCACUCCCUGAUCGAUUCGAUCCGUCUCCGUAUGUCAACGACACGAAUGCAGGGCUGUCAUAUUAUCUUGAUCAUUGCUGGCCAUCAACAGAGCAGGUUGUGGAAAGGCUAAGGAACAUUCGGAAAGAGUAUCCUGGGCUGAGACGAGUGUAUGUUCUCUCAAAUGAAUGGGCGUGGAGUCUUGAUGGUCUGAAGAACGCGCUUGAGGAGGAUGGGUGGGAUGACUUGGUAAGCAGUACUGAUAUCGUGCUCGAUUCGGAGCAAAAGCAUGUGGCUAUGGCAGUAGAUAUGGCGAUUGCAGAGAAGGCAGAGGUGUUCAUCGGGAACGGGUUCUCGAGCCUAUCUUCGAACGUGGUGAUGCUGAGGAUGGCGAAGGGGAUAGAAGGGGAGAGCAAUCGGUUUUUAUGA